Messenger RNA from Impatiens glandulifera, 749 nucleotides. RefSeq lists its product as uncharacterized. Gene Ontology annotation, cellular component: EKC/KEOPS complex. The record is from RefSeq and is a predicted model, not a curated record. Lineage: Eukaryota; Viridiplantae; Streptophyta; Magnoliopsida; Ericales; Balsaminaceae. The coding region runs from base 127 to 417 and encodes 96 amino acids. The transcript has 5 exons.
AUACUAAACAAAAAAUAAAACAGAAUAUAAAACUGACGCCAUUUUCGUGGAGGCUCUAUAUCUUAGCUCCUGAUUUCAACGACCGGAGACCGACCGACGAAAGCCCACCUACGAAAAAACAAGUAAAUGGAUGCGGUUACAGCGAAAGAUGUUUCUUUUAACUCCGACUGGGAAUUCAGCUGUGAAUUUGAAGUAGAUUAUGAGUGUGUGGAGAAAGCUAAAAUCGUUCAAUCUACACUGGCUGUUGACAAGGAGCUUCAGCCGGACAAAGUGAAGAGGCAGAUGUUUGUAUCUCAAGAAGGAAAGCUUUCAGUACGUUUUGAGGCAACUGAAGCAAGGUUUCUUCGAGCAUCGUUUAGUUCUUUUGUUGACAAUCUCACAUUGGCCACAAAGACAAUUGAACAGUUUGGUUCAUGAGUAUACAAUACAGAUGUUGUUUCUUGCUUUUGGAACCAACCAACUGUUAGUUUAGUUUCCUCCUCUCCAUUUGCUUAGAAAAUGUACACUAUAAUUAUUGUUAUCAGUUAGUUCAUGAAUUAUCUGUUGCUUGGAUUUGAACCAACCAUCCCUACCUUUUGAGUAAAACUAUAAAAAGUUGAUCUGUUAUUGUUAGUUCAUGAAGGUGAUCUGUCAUCUGUAACAUCUUCAAUGAAUGUUGUGUUCUGUUUCAUUUCCUUGUCUGAAAGUUUUUGAUACCAAGGUUGUUUUCAUAUUAUGUUUCUGAAAUUCCUUAUUCAUAUCAUUCUCUU